Molecule: messenger RNA, 7118 nt
Organism: Porites evermanni
Lineage: Eukaryota; Metazoa; Cnidaria; Anthozoa; Scleractinia; Poritidae
Source: the annotation of a GenBank genome assembly
AUGUCAGUUGAACAAGAUAAUUUCCAGAUUUUUGUCGCUCUGCCGACUGAUGAUGUUUUUACCGUCAAAGGAUUAUCGCGCGAAAUGUUCGUGUGUGAGCUUAAAUCAAGGAUAGAACUUAAAGCGGGUGUUCCAGGGGACAUUUUUAGUUUAUUCUUCAUGAAUGUUGAACUGUUAGACAAGGAGGCUCUGAAAACGUGUAACCUCAAGCAUGGCAGCAUUGUCAGAGUAAAAAUAGAACAGAACUGGAUCGGUCUGUCUGAAGCCUGCUGGCGCGGGGAUAUCUACGAUGUUUUUGAAAAUGGAGUUCAGUUCUUGGACGAGAAGAAAUUUGAGGGAUAUAACAUUUCUCUUUGGAAUAAGUUGGUGAUCCGGCGCGCAACGCUCGCUUUAUUUAUUGCUUGCCAUCGUGGUUACCUCGGACUGAUACUUGAACUUAUUAACCGAGGAGCCACUGAUAUCAACGGUAAAACCAUAUUUGGACGGAACGCACUGCAUGUGGCGGCCUAUCAAGGUUUUGUGGGCUGUGUAUCGUUGUUGCUUAGUGAAGGCGCUGUUUGUAAUCAAAUUGACAUUCAAGGUAAAACACCUCUUGCACUAGCCAGCGAAAACGGUCAUGUUUACUGUGAGAGAAGACUUUGGCUUUAUCAGUGGAGUGUACAAACAUUUAGACAACCGUCAAGGUGGAGUAAGGAAUCAAGCGAAUCAAGCGAAAGUGGAGAAAGGUAAGCUGGGUACACGUGACUUCAUUUAUAUGAUACUCGUAGGAUGUGGUAAGCAAACGACCUCCUGAAUCAUAGUUUCUUCAAACCAUUUUACUUUGCCUAAAAUUGACUAUAUAAACUACAGAAUACUUAACAUUUAGCGACAGCAACUACCCAAAUUAUUAUACUACAGCAUUCGGCACCCUGUAAUAAUUCGUCAAAGAAAAUUUGCUGGGAAGCCGAGAACACAGUUUCAGUGUCAGGUAAUUGAUUUUCUUUGGAGCAAUUGCUCGGUGAUUCCCUUGGGUAGUGUUAACUAAUCAAGGUAUUCAAAAAACAAAACACACUUCAAUCUGUGUACACACCCUUUUUGCAAGUUUAUGAAAUCAGAGAAAAAAAGUCAUUUGACCUGCUCGUUUUGCUUCAGGCUUACGCAGGAUUAUGAGACCUCAACUCUAAGCUUUAUAUUAAAAGGUCAAAGUGACAGCAAGUGGUAAAAUUAAUUUGGUGGAUUAUCUUGUCAGUCUCGUCUUCCAAAAUAAUUUUGUCUCAUGUAAUGAAAGCCGGAUUCCAGAAUCCAAGAAAUUUGUGCUUGUGUAAUCCAGAAUCUGGGAAAAUUUGCUCGUGGAAUCCGGGAUCUUGGGCUUUGGAAUCCAAAAUAGAGCUCAAGGAAUCCGUAAUCCUUCUAAAGAUUUGAAUCCAGAAUCCAAGUGUCACUGACUAAAGACUGGAAUCCAGUACCUUGAAAUCUGGAAUCCACGGUGUGGAAUCCAGAAUUCAUGACUGUCUUGGAUUCCUUUAAAUGGGGCGCCGAAUAAUUGAUUAGCAAAAUUGCCAAUGCUAAGCAACGAUUUUCAUUCAUCAUCUACGAAUUUAUUCUCAGCAAGGACGCUCAUCGCGCCAACGGUUGCCCGUUUCUGUGGAGUUGUGUAACUAAUCGGCUUUUUGUUUCACCAGAAAUGGGCGAUAUUCCCAGAACUUCAAGAAGUUACCAUUUACACGAAGAAGACCGGACGAGCCUGAUAACAACAAUAACGGCAUCAUACACAACAAUAAUGAACAAGAAACAAAGGUAAGGUUUUUUGAAAUUCAAGAAAUGUUCACGCCAUACCGGAUAACUCUUGCGCCGCCAUGAAAAUCUUAUGGGAUAGGGCUUCUGUUCACACAUAAGAACGGUGAUUUCAGCGCGAUUUCUGUUACUGAGCGCCGCGCUGGUUUCAUAAGUGGAGCGCCACAGAUCCAAUACGUUUUGGUGUAGUGUGAAAACCUUUUCGGACUGCCGCUGAAGUAAAUGGGUGGGGACUGGAAUCCCCUAAGACAGAAGUAAAUAUUCAGGAGUCGGGACUGGGAUUUAGCUCACCAAGUUAACCCUCUCGGCCUGAACCGCUCCAGCACGAUUAAUGUGUGUGAACCACUUGAGCUAGCCCCUGGCCCUUGCUGUUUAUACUAUUAAUACCGGAUAACUUUUCGAGGCGGCACGCAUAGUGUCAGUAAUGCCUCGUUCUUAGGCGUGUCAAGAAUGUUUGAAAAAAAGGAAAACGCGACUGCGAGUGAUAGUAUCGCGUAAUGAACGAUGGGAACGUUUAGCGUUGACGCAGAGGACGCUGAUACCUAGCGCGGAAUUGAACCGAAAUCGCUCCAGUCGUUCUCGCAUCCGCUAGAACGCACCAGGGUACGAGGCAGGUGUCAAUAUAGCCUUAGUGAAAUAUGGCAUUAACAAAGCCAGAGAAAUAAUAAGCGUGCAAUAAACACUUAGUGGUGACUAGAUUCGCUCCGAAAUCAACUUGUUUUUUUCGCCGCUAUCAUCAUAUUAUUUGUCAUCCCUUGUUAAAAAAGGAGUACCGAGUGUGUGGGACAUAUCAUGUGGGCGGGGGAGUUCACCACUCACUUUGGCCGAGGGGCCAAAUUCAGUUGCUUUCCUUUGCAUAAAAAGUGAAUUCCCCGGUCAACCCCGAGGGGGUGUCCGGGGACUUCAAAUGACAAACGAAAUUCAGAUAUGUUUUUCAAAUACCAAGCCAUACAAAAACGAAGUUCAAAUGCGCUUUUCAAAGUGAUGUGAAAACGAAAAACGAAAUUCAUAUCUGUUUUUCAAUGUCAUGCGAAAACGAAAAACGAAAAAUGGAAAUGGAAUUUGAAUUCCAUUUUCCCCUGCCAUCGAAAAACGGUUGGCACUAAGGUACACGCAUUCAACCGAUCCAUUUUCAACUGCAACGAAAACCCCUGUAUUGGGUAAUUUAUUUAAGUUUAAAAGAUUUGCCAUCACAUUCGCACGGGCAUUUUGCCAUUGGGGAUAAUGAAAAAAAUAAGACGAUUGUCAUAUUUUCUUCAUCUUUAUCCCCAAGUGGCAAACUUCUCGUGCAAAUGUGAUGCCAAGACUAAAAACCUUGAAUAAAUUACCAAGUACAAGGACUUUCAAUGCAGCUGAAAAAUGAACAGAAGUACUGGAGUUGAUGGCUUUAUUUCUCCUCAAAACGGAAACCUACGACGACUCUUGAGAGUUUUUCGUAGAUAAUAGAAUUUGCCUUGUUAAGAGGUUUCGAAAAAAGAGGGACAAAUAGGAAGUAAGUUUGAUACAUAGAAAUUCUUUUACCUUGCCCCGCAUUCAGCAUAAAGUUGUUCUUCUUUUAUUGCGAACUGUAUUCGCCGUGUGUUUCUGAUUACUCAGUUUGUUUCACUGAAGCUUUAGGCAAGAAUACCCUUGCAGAUAGGAGAUAGUCUGCCAGCUGGCUUCCUCUAUUCGUGCGUCAACUUUCACAAAUGUGUUAGCAUUGCAUUGACCAGCUAUUUGUGCAGCGAGUCCUACGGUCACAAUUGACUUCAAACUUGUAGAUAUAAAACUAGAGAGCUCUGACACUUAUUUGCCGAAGUCAGAGAAAAAUCUGUCUUAGGGUUUCGAAAUUAUUGACAUUUUUGUAGAAAUGCGGUUUUAAACAUAUGCCAAUAUCUCAAACAUUUCUGCUACACAGCCGUUUUCAGUGUCGUCACGCAACGUUCCUCCGGGGGGAAGCGUUGCGCGACGACACUAAAAACGGCUGUGUAGCAGAUUAAGGAGGGCUAGGGUAACUGAAAAAAUAAAUGAUUGUUAAUAUAUCCUCUAAAAAGGCCUGUAAGAAUAAGAUUGAUUUGCUGCCUUUUUAUGACCCUUCUACUGACUUCAUUCUCCAGGCAUCUCGUCUUCAACUUCCUCGCGUUAUAAACGACGAUGGCAAACGACAGAGCCGUCGACUAAACAGUUAUGAACCACCUCAGGUUCCCUUUCCUACUGUGCAAGUAGCUGAGAAGUACAGGAAAGAGUUUCAGGAGUAUAACGACAAGACACCUCAUUUACCAACCCAGACUCAAAAUGGAUCAAAGAAGGAAGAAUUUGUGGAAGACCAAGACAUCAAAGUGCCAGACAUAACGACACCCUUAGCGAAUGAGAUAGAGCUUGUGGGAGAAGUCAACAACAAUGCCAAUGAGAGCUGUGUGGCAGAUUUAAAAAGACAAGUCGAGAGUAACACUCCAAGCUGCGAGGAAAAAAGUGACGGUAAGCUGUAGCCACAAGGCUAGGAAGUUAGGUAUCGAAAGAAUUACUGUAAUUGCAUGUCAGUCUUCAGAUAACUGGUCCUUUUUAGACCAAUUUCAUGUUUUGUUUUUCUCUGUAACUUCUUUUAUAUUUCGAACCCCCCACUUUCCUUCUGCAAUGCUAUUGACGGCCUUUUUUGUGUCGUGGGCUUGGUGUUUGCAUAGUAUGCCUUCAGCCGAGUUAUUCGUGACUUUGUGCAAGAAACUCCUCCAGAACAAAAAGAAUAGCUACAGGAAGUCGGAUUCUGAAAGCCGUUCUCAGUAGAAAUUUAUCUUGGUAAUUUUACUAUAGCUUAGAGCGUAAUUAAGGAGGUGUCAUGUAUAUUUAGAAUCACGAAACGUCAGGUUAUUUUUACCGAUACGGCGGCCAUAUUGAAUUAAUUCGAUUUAAGGAGUAUUAUAGGAUGCCCAGGGGGCAUGAGCACAUUUCGUUUGUAUUUUCGAGCUCUUUUCGGGACAUUUUUUCUUAAAGUUUUCUUAGAAUAAGAUUGUAAUGAGAAAAAAGAUCCUUGUGCCGUGUUUGGGUGUAAUAAUGAUCGCCUUUUUCUAGUUUAGUAUUAGAAAUAUGUUCUUUCACUAUAUAUUUCUCGGGAAAAGGGCCAUCAUUAUUACAUCAAAACACGGCACAAGGAUCUUUUUUCCCAUUACAAUCUUAUUCUAAGAAAACUUUAAGACAAAAUGUCCCAUAAGCGCUCGAAAAUACAAACGAAAUGUGCUCAUGCCCCCUGGGCAUCCUAUAAUACUCCUUAAAUCGACGCGAAUUCUGAAGUUUAAGCCAACUGACGAUUCCGUUAUUCGCUGCCGUCAAUCAUCUAAACGGACCUCUUCGCAAACUGAAGUUUACUUCAAUGGGUUCAAAAGGUCUAUGUUUUGGGAUUUGCGAUUGUUGGAUUUCGAUCCGUUCUGCGUGUUUCUUUGUCUCAAGGUUCGCUACUUGUAAUCGUAAUUAUGAUUGACGGGAGCGAAAAUCGAAAUUGAGAAGGCGCCUUUUGAACUUCAGAGUUCGCGUGUUUUUGAAAAGCGUCGUAAACAGAACAAAUAAAUCUGGCACGAAACUACUUCUCUGCUGCCUUCCCCCUCGAGCUCAGACGCUUUUUUUUCGCACAGAGGCGACCUCAAAACCCAAGUAUAUAACUGUUCACAAAGCGCUAGGGACCGCGGGAAGGAGAAGCGAAGCACGUCUCUCCCGUUUUCUACUUCCCGCCUUCGUUUGCCCGCAUCGAGAGAGAAAGAAACGUCUGGGUAAGAGGCAGACUUUUCUAUGAAGAAAAUUGAAGGGAAACAAGGUCACGUGCUACAAACUAACGUUCACGUAAACGUGAUUUUAUAUGUUAUUUUUUCACGGAGGAAAUAUAUGUUUGUCACUGUUUGUCUGUAUGGCUGGAUGGUUUAGGCCACUAAAUUAAAGAAAAGUCAGCGAUCUAUUUUUUGGUUUGACUGUUUGUUUUUUGCCGUAAAGACCAAACAAACAAAGAAAUUCUCACAGGCAAGCGACAAGCUGAACAUCAAGGACAAGAUAAUCGAGUCACAGAGGAAUCUAAGCCCCAAGAGCAAGAUAGGUAGCUAUGAUUUUCGGACCUUUUAUUUAUGUUUAUAUUAAUUUUGUUGAUAAUAGUGACCGGAUUAAUCACUUAAGAAUAUUGAGGUUUAUCUUGAUAAUAUCUUAUAGUUUUAUUACCACGCAAAAAUAAUUUUUAAACGCCAAUAGAAAGACUGUUUAAGGACGGACUACUAAGGAAUUCAUCAUUCCAAAUCAAUCAACACUGAAUAUCGAUCCAAACAACACCCUCAUAGUUUCUUCUGCCAAUGUACCUGGCUUUAAAAGUCCUCUCUGAGAGAUGAAUAUGUUGAGAGAGUGGAAUGGUCGAAAGGCAGGGUUUAAAAUUACCUUGGCAGAAAGCAAUCAGACUGUGACAAAUGAUAGCCAUAAUAGUUAACAUCUUCUCUUGUAAGAUCCAAAUUAUGUUCAGGCUGACUGUACCUCCAUUUACGUAACCUACAAAUUCUAGAAAGACUGAGCUACUCAGCCCCUGCGCUUUUCGCUAAAGAUUGGUUCGCAUCGCUACUUUUACCAGCUGUAUUACAAACUAAAGUAGUGUUUUUUUCCUUUUGAAGACAUGCUUAUGCGAUCAUUGCAUAAGGCUUUCGCAACGUAUGUAACCUGUGACGCAUCGUAAUUUCUAUAUUUGAUCUUAUUUUAGCAGGCCUGUUUCAGGUAGAUCCAAUGGAAUCCGUAAAUUGGACAUCCUGAUGACCGAGUCAAGAGUUGAAAAGAUGAAAACUGUAUCGUCGUUACACGAGCAAGACAAGUUACAUGCAUGGGAUAAAAAUGAAUCUGAGAGCGAACUAGAACCGCAGCAGGAAAGUACGUUAAUCAAUCUUCGGAAAGAAUACUCUUGUAAGAAACCUUCUCAAUCCUAUGAAGACUGGCUUCAAAUGAAGCGAUCUCAAGAGAAAAACAGACCAUCAACUGCGCCAACACAGAAAAGCAGGCUUGGAAAGAGUAUCGAUCCAGAGUCGUUCAAGAAAUGGCUGAAUAGUAAGCGACACCAACGGACACUGUCGAAUUCUGAAUCUUCUUAUUCUAAUAAAAAGACUUUUAUUAGUUCUGGAGGAUUGACGUUUGAACGCUGGCUUGAAACAAAGUUAUCAAACCGUCCCUUUAGUGCUGUAAAUUACGUCACCGAGUCACCUGAUUCAACGUCAAGGGUGACUAACAAAGUUAGAAAACAAAAUAUUUCUGGAAAACCAUUUGAGGUUUGGCUAGCAGAAAAGAAAAUAUUGGAGCAGUCUGUUCAUGGCGGAGAAAAUUACAACGAACAAGACAAAAACACUUCGAGAAGUGGCAAA